Truncatella angustata is the source of this 904-nucleotide messenger RNA. RefSeq lists its product as uncharacterized. Lineage: Eukaryota; Fungi; Ascomycota; Sordariomycetes; Amphisphaeriales; Sporocadaceae. Bases 604 to 858 code for a protein of 84 amino acids. The record is from RefSeq and is a predicted model, not a curated record. The transcript has 2 exons.
CUGCAUUACUACUUCGACGUGGAGUUGGCGCAUAAGAUUCGCACAUUUCAACCUUUUGUUCCGCACAACGUGCCUCAGCUAGCUUUUGGAACAGCGCAUUCAGUGAUGCAGGUAGUCAUUGUUAGGGGGUUGGCCCAUGCACUCUCUAGAUAGCCGAGAUCUCCGAGUCGGCGCAAGACUUAAACACUGCACGAUUCCUCGUCGUUCCAAUCCUUGAAGUAAUAUACCUGUGCCCUACUUGGCAUGCUCAUUACUGAGACACGCACAUGAAUGUCGAAAAGUGGCGAAGAAGCACACAUGUCAAGACCAACGCCGCUGCUUGUACGUCCAGAGUCCACGAUAUGUGUAGCCAUUAGGUAUUGAAUUCAAGCUGGUCAGCUUGCGCGGUCCUGUGUAAUACGGACCUUGCCUGCAGGUGCGGAUCGCCUAGGCUGGGAUCACCGGGGUCGCUUGGGUAUAAUGCUCCAAUAGUAGAAUUUGUCCGGGAUUGAUGGAGCAAUAAAGAGACCUGCACCGUGCGAUGUAUCGAAAAACCUACUAUUAAGAAAUUGCAACUAUGAAUGCGGAAAACGACAUGGGAAUGCGGGUUUGGUAGUCAGCUACAUGCUGUCACAGAUCUGGACAUUCCUAUUUCCCUGCGUGGACGGUUUGAUUACAGCCAGAGGAAACGUAGUCAUGUUGGACCAUGUCCAUCGAAGGGGUGUUUGCUUCCAAUCAUCACUGUUGUCGAUGCGGAAAAGCUUGAACCUAAAGAUUUUAAUCGCAUGUUCGCCGUGCUACAGAAUUUACACCACAAGAAUAUGUCAGCUCCAAAACAGGUUCACCGCGAUGCGCUGUGUAUCAACACGUUGCACAUGAUGUUGCUGUGUGUUGUCUUUUGCUCAAGUGCGUUGAAGUUUUGCCC